GCAGGCCGCGACACCUUCCCAGUCGUCAGAUGUUCGCGUUUUUUAGAACGCCAUACUAAUGACGUCACGGCCGGGCGAAAACUACACAUGAAAGCCAAAAGAGGACAAAGCAUUCGCUGACAUUUAUUGAUUGGCUCGGUAGCUACGGAGGUGACCUCGCGCAAUAUUAACUAGCCCUCUCGCGAGAUGACGUCAUGCGUGACGAGUUUACUCACGUAGUGUAGAUUCAGUACAAACGGCUUGGGAAAUGGAUGGAUAUACUUUAUGUUCGGCAUACAGGUGCUGCAGAAGCUCGGAAAAGCAGACGAGACCAAAGACGAACAGUUUGAACAAGUUGUCAUCAACUUUAGGAGACAAGAGUGUGAAGGUUCGCGACUGCAGAGGGAGAUGAAGGCCUACAUGUCUGCAAUUAAAGGGAUGCAGCAGGCCUCCAUCAACUUGACCCAGUCCCUCCAUGAGGUCUACGAGCCGGACUGGCACGGAAAAGAUGAUGUCUUGACCAUCGGCAAGGACUGUGAUGCAUUGUGGGAAAACUUCCACAACAAAUUGGUGGACUCGACACUGCUAAAUCUCGACGCGUAUUUGCUACAGUUUCCUGACCUCAAGACUCGUGUGGCCAAAAGGAGCCGAAAACUCAUUGACUACGACAGCGCUCGUCAUCACGUCGAAACUUUGCAGACAUCUGGGAUGAAAAAUGACCGCAAGAUGCUCAAGGCUGAUGAGGAGCUCAGAAAGGCCCAGAGAGUGUUUGAUGAGCUCAACGCUGGUCUGCAGGAUCAACUUCCAACUCUUUGGGACAGUCGAGUUGGAUUUUACAUCAGCACUUUUAAGAGCGUGACGAGCCUAGAGGCCAGAUUUCACCGUGAGAUUUCUCUGGUGUGCAAGCAGCUGUAUGAAGUGAUGAUGCAACUUAGUGAACAACACGCUGACAAAAUGUUCACCAUCCAAGGAGCACCAAGUGAUUCGGGCCCGCUCCGGCUGGCUCGAACACCGUCUCCGCCAGAAUACGAAAGUCCACCUGAGAGUCCUGACGCCAGUUCCAAUCACAUGCUACGUCCAGUCUCUCCAGGACCUCCGCGCCCCAAAUCUCCAAUGCAGAUGAAAAAGGGACCCCCAGUGCCUCCGCCCCCCAAAGUCACGCCUUCCAAGGAGGUGGUGGUGGAGGAGCAAAUCAUUGACCUGUUUGGAGGAGAAUUUUUACCAGCACCAUCAGCACUGCAGCCCAACGAGAGGCCAGGAGAAUCUCUCCUCGAUAUGGAUUUCGACGCCUUCCAACCAGAUGAAAGUGUGUCGCCGGUACCGCAGACUGCUGUACCUUGGGAUACGUGGUCGGCUUCAGAAAGCGGCUUUGUCGCCGACUGGUCAGCUGACUUUGGUUCAGUGGCCACCGACGGAGAAGCUGCCCCAGGGGAGGCCGCUACAGGACCUCCAGAACGGACAGAGCAAGGGGAUCAAGGGGGCGAAGGAGAUAGAGUCACAUCUCCUCCUCCACUCACUCCUUCUACCAAGGACAGUGAGGAAGCAGAGGAUGAGGCCUCAGAGAUGGUGAAUCCUGCACCUCCUGCUGGUGAAGAACCCCUCCCGGUGCAACCUGCUGCUGAGGAAAAUACAGGAGUGAGUCCUGGCUCUCCAGUGGAAGAAAAGCCUUCAGAUCUGGAUUCAGUUCCAGUAGAGAAGAAGCAAAGUCCUACGGAUGAGACUCCGGAAAGCAUGGCGAUCCCAUCGGUAGUAAUUGAGCCCGCCUCCAGCAAUGAAGGUGAUGACGAUCGUGACACAGACAUCAUCUCGCCCUCCGCUAUCGGCGACAACGGUGGAGUGGCUGACAAAUCCCCAAUCAAACCCACGAGCUCGUCUCCCGGGGGACUACCUGAUGACUUCCUGUACAAGGUGGAGACUAUGCAUGACUUUGAGGCAGCAAACAGCGAUGAGCUGGACCUGAAGCAAGGGGAUGUGGUUUUGGUUGUUCCCACUGCCUCAGUGGAGGAUCAGGAAGCUGGCUGGCUGACAGGUUUCAAGCAAAGUGACUGGACGAUGCUGGGAAUAGGAGCUCAGAAGGGACUUUUCCCAGAAAACUUUACACAGCGUUUGGAGUGAGAAGCCUUCCCACUCGCAUGUGCAUAAUGCCUUCUAAUUUACUGUUGGAGUUUUCCCAGGCUCAUGAUCAAAACAAAAUAGGGACAAGUAUUUGUGAGCAUGUUCCCAUCAAAAUCAGGUAUAAAUCGUUACUGAAGACAAACAAAAAGUACUGUAUUUUGUCCCCUAAAAGUAUAACACGAACAUAAACACUAGUCACAAUUUCCUUUUUUUAAGGUACCAUUUAUGUGUUGUAUUGCAUCACGUUUAUUUGUGCAACUGUGUGCAAAGUAUACUUGGUGAGUUUAGUGUGGCAACAAGUAGUAACCCUUAAAAAAUAUUGUCAAAAGUUGUCAUUGUUAUUGAAAUGUGCACAAGAAAUGUAGAAUUGAAAUAUUUUAAGGGAAAACAUUCAUCAAAAGGCAAGAUAGAGGGAUCAGAGAGGAAGACAAUAUUCAACAUAUGCAGAAAAUGAUAUUAGAUGCUAACCCUUGUCAAAAUAAAGAUGUUUCCAGAAAGUU
Messenger RNA from Syngnathoides biaculeatus (alligator pipefish), 2594 nucleotides. It is a transcript of the gene amph, whose product is annotated as amphiphysin. NCBI's taxonomy places the organism in Eukaryota, Metazoa, Chordata, Actinopteri, Syngnathiformes, Syngnathidae. The transcript has 19 exons. Gene Ontology annotation, molecular function: phospholipid binding; protein binding. Bases 265 to 2094 code for a protein of 609 amino acids. Gene Ontology annotation, cellular component: plasma membrane; synaptic vesicle; cytoplasm. The record is from RefSeq and is a predicted model, not a curated record. Gene Ontology annotation, biological process: synaptic vesicle endocytosis.